AGUCGCAGUGGUAACACGAACGAGAGGGUAGUUGCACGCGCCUGCCUUCGAAAGGAAAGAUCGCGAGGUGAAGAGAGGUGAACGAGAGACACACCGGAGGGAGAGAUCGAGAUAGAGAAAGAGUGUGAGGAAGAGAGGAUUCGAGAAAGGGAAGAAGGGAGCGGAAACACAGAGUGAGCGCGCGCCCCUUUCCUCCGUUUUCAGUGUUUCAGUCUCACGCGACGACUACGGCACUCAGGUCAGUUCAACCGGUGACGAGGCAGCCGAACAAACGCGAUACACGAUACACGCGUCGUUACGUCGUCCGGUCGGUGGUUUGAAGAGAGGGAGAAAGAGAGAGAGAGAGAUAGAUAGAGGAGAGGCGAGGAGAGAAACACGAACGAACGAAAGCAUCAGUCGAAAAGAAGACGCGUCUCGCACGAGUAGGAAGAACGAGACUGCGGACGCUCUUGUAACACGAACACGCACAAACUCGCACGCGUCUGACAAGAGAAGCGCAGUGGGGAUAUCGAGAAGGCCAUUUUCGUUGCCGGUUGCGUGGUUUUACUGUAUACCGGCGUGUUUCCAGCGCGAGAAGAAACGAGCGACUGACUAACCGCUUCAACUUUUGUGUGAACGAACCGAGUGAGUCCACACGAGAGGGGGACUUAAACGAAGUUAACGCACAGUGCGAGCGGAAGAGGUAACGACCACAUAUAUCGAAACCGGCGACAUUACUUCCGCAUUUGCACGAAUUCAUUCGUUCUAAUCCGCGUGUCGUACGUAAUCGCCGUGAUCCCGUACGUAUUUGUAAGCAUCGCGACACACGCGUAAACCGGGGACAAGUUUAUUUCGCUGCCGUCUUCGUUGUAGUGUCGCCGUCGCUUCCGUCGCGUUUACGUCCCACCAUCGUUCCUCGAUUGUGACCGUCGUCGUCGUAGUCGUAGCGGCGCGAACUGUUUCGUGUAAUAAAAACAGUUCACUCGUUUGUUCGAUAAAGGUAAAGGACGACGAACGGAGGAGAGGAAGAAACAGCGAGCACGUUGUAUACUCGGUGAAGAACACAAAGCAGCGUGGAUUUCGGUGCGACGUUCCCAGUUGUCGUCGUCGUCGUCGUUGUCGUCUGACAUUUCUUCAAACCGGUGUCGCGCGAUUGUUUCUAAUCGAGCAAAAUGCCGACGAGUUUGUUCAGCGAGAUGGAUCGCGGCACAAACGGCGGUGCGCCGUCCCUCGAGGAUCAGCGCGCGCUUCAGCUUGCACUAGAGCUCUCGAUGAUCGGUCUGGAAAGCUCCUCCGGAUGUCCCGGCAACGGCAACGGCACCACCAACGAUCCGGAUUCGCUGCAGACCGCACCUACUGUCUUCGAGGAGUCGCGUUCCAAGAAGAGCCAGAACAUGACCGAGUGCGUUCCGGUGCCGAGCAGCGAACACGUGGCGGAAAUUGUCGGCCGACAGGGCUGCAAGAUAAAAGCAUUACGAGCGAAGACGAACACUUACAUCAAGACUCCAGUGCGAGGUGAAGAACCGGUGUUCGUCGUCACCGGGCGCAAAGAGGAUGUGGCUCGUGCGAAGCGCGAGAUCCUGUCUGCAGCUGAACACUUCUCACAGAUACGCGCGUCGCGCAAGAGCUCGCUCGGCGCACUUCUAGGUGCGCCACCGGGGCCACCGGCAACGGUGCCCGGACAUGUGACGAUUCAGGUGCGAGUGCCCUACAGAGUGGUCGGUCUGGUCGUAGGACCCAAGGGUGCGACCAUCAAGCGAAUCCAGCAUCAAACGCACACCUACAUUGUGACGCCGAGUCGCGACAAGGAGCCCGUUUUCGAAGUGACUGGUUUACCGGACAGCGUUGAAGCGGCCAGAGAAGAGAUACAAGCGCACAUUACCUUGCGCACCGGCACAGCCGCUGGCGUCGACGACACCGAUCUGCUGGGCCAGCUGUGUCGCGGCGGGCUCAGUUCGGUGCUUGGGAUUUCUCAAGGUAUCGAUCAGCAAGGAUCCAACAGCUCUAGCAGUUCGGCCAACGGCGCGUUCUCCAGCAGCGGCAGCGGCAGCUGCAGCAGCUCGUCCAGCAGUUCCGGCGCCAUCGGACUGAACGACAUCGUCGCGAUUUGGGGGGCCGGUGGAUUGGAGAGAGACGAAGGUCUGGGAGAGUCGCCGUCUUUCGAGUCGCAGCCGGCGUCGGCGUCGUCGAUCUGGUCGUUUCCCAGUGUCCCGCUACCAUCGAGACCCUCACCGCCGGCGACAGCGAGCCCAGCAUCACCUACGGACUCGCUCCUGGGAGCGCGGCGGGAAUGCGUCGUAUGCGGUGACAAAGAGGUCACAGCGGCUUUGGUGCCCUGUGGACACAAUCACUUCUGCAUGGACUGCGGCAAUCGGGUCUGCGAGAGCCAGGACCCGAGCUGCCCGCUCUGCUCCAGGCGUGUGCUCCAGGUGCUCCGUAUCUUCUCCUAAAGAGUGCUCCAUCGAGCCGCCCAUGUCGCGACACCCAGUAUACGCAGCGGCCGAUCCAGCAACCUAUCUUUUACCGUUCAUCGAGCGCGGAAGACGACCGAGACCAGCACCAGUGACAAACGCGACAGCAACGGAUGGCUCGCGGAAUGAUCCUAUCUUGGCGUUCCCGGAGUCACUGGCCUUUCACUUCGCUGUCAUCACCGUCGUCGCCGCCGCCGCCGCCGUUGUCACCAUCAUCGUCAUCGUUGUCAUCGUCGUGGUUGUCGCCAUUAUCCUAUGCCGAUGUGAUGCCGUUGUCGUCAGAGGACCGAACGCGCACAAUAUCUCAAUUCCACGGCUGCCAAUAAUCUCUUUUACGCGACGGGAAUUCGCCUCGAUCAAUCGGUCCGUUUCGUCGGUCGGUUGUCAUCGAGUCCGUCGAGUUCCCGCUGACCGGAUACAACGAAGCCAGCUUUUAAGUUCUAUGAGAUAUAUAUUUAAAGAGAGAGAGACAGAGACAGAGAUGGAAACACUUACCCACCGUUAUCGUCAUCGCUCCCCCGCUACUCCGUAUGCCCCACUCGCUUAUCCCCUGUCCUUUGACGCUUGCAUAGAUCGCGCUCGCGGCUCGUCGAGUACUCUGAUAAUAAGCUUUGACGUAUGAGAGAGACGGAAGUGUUACUGAAUACUUCCGGAUAUCAUCCGUUUGGAUUUUGACAAGCGAGAAAGAGCCUCUUUAUUGCCCGCAAAAGAUCGACGCUUCGAUAUUUCUGCGACUGAUAUAUAGUUAAGUAGCGAGACUGAUGAUCACACACCAUCACAAGACGCUACUCUGAUUUCCGUUUUUUUCACGCGGAGGUCGAGGUCCGCAAAUGGAUCGAUCUGGUUGCGGACCGUAUCAUACGAUCUCCGCUGACAACUUUUUAAACCGUAUUUCUUAACAUCGUGUUUUAUUAUUGUUGUUGUUUUAUUUUUUUAUUUUUUUAAAUUGUUUUUAAAUUCUCUGCUCGUUCCUGAAAUCUCUUGGGUCGAACGUUUGCUGGGGAACGGAGGCUGCUUGUUUAGCAUGUUGGAUCAUACAUCUUUCUCGAUUUUUUUUACUCUAUGUUUUAGUAUAUUGUUUUGACUGAGACCAUUGUUUUCAAAACACAUUUCUAAAAAUACUUUUUUGAAUUCCUUGACCGCUUUUGAGCCUAAAUAUAUACCUAAUUAUAUUCGGUCUCAAAGCAUGCUCUCGUAUCUUCGUCAGUAUCAAUUUUAAUCGGCAUCGAGAGAUACGAGUCCAACGUUUUAUAUUUGUCUAACCUGCGACGUUUGAUUUUGUGCCAAAAGGACUAGACAAAAAAACGAGAGGAAGAAAGAGAUCGUUUCGGCGAUCGCGCACUUGAGCACUAGAUUACGAUUUUUCGCGAAUCUCGCGUUUGAGUAUUUUUCUUUUCGUUUUUUUUUUUUUUUUGUUUUUGAACUCCCUCCCCCCUCCCCGAAAAAAACACGUACGAUACUUCUUUUGAUCUCAGCGUUCGCGCUCUAGGAACGCGCGUAGAAAACGUUAAGUUCUUAAUUAACAACAAUUCGGAAAAUGGAGGGGGUUUUUUGUUGCGCCGAAGUGUGUGUACAAUUAACAAAACUCGACGAACCUGCGAGCUUGCAAUCACAAGUGCGACAGUGAAGAUUGAACCGAGAAUUAUCUACUCGCGUACACACGUACACAGUCACACUUGGGUAACACACUGACAAAUGAUCUCGCACAGCAUCCUGCACGUGAAAAAAACACAAAAAAAACAAAAAAAAAAAA
Molecule: messenger RNA, 4203 nt
Organism: Pseudomyrmex gracilis
Lineage: Eukaryota; Metazoa; Arthropoda; Insecta; Hymenoptera; Formicidae
Product: RNA-binding protein MEX3B
Exons: 2
Coding region: 1152-2429 (425 amino acids)
Molecular function (GO): RNA binding
Source: RefSeq, a predicted model, not a curated record